This is a messenger RNA of Linderina pennispora, 912 nucleotides long. RefSeq lists its product as uncharacterized. NCBI's taxonomy places the organism in Eukaryota, Fungi, Kickxellomycota, Kickxellomycetes, Kickxellales, Kickxellaceae. The record is from RefSeq and is a predicted model, not a curated record. Bases 213 to 815 code for a protein of 200 amino acids. The transcript has a single exon.
UGUACAACAGCCCCAGCCCACUCUCCUAAUUAACUUUCAUAUCGCAAACCACUACUAUUUCUGUACUUUUUCUUAUUUCUCAGCAACAAAAUUCCCCGCCUUGUCCUCUCGUCCAUCUCCACUGCUCAAUCCUCACACCCCUUCUCUCCUGCUCUACCAUCUAGGUCUUCGUUGGUACAACGCUAUAUUUUUAAUUUGCUACACAUGCAACAAUGACUGACAGCCUUGUUGACGAUUACGAAUAUCGGGUGCCUGAGUCCGAGAUAUAUCGGGAUCUGGUUCUUCUGCAGGGCAUGUCUGCGCAGACAUCGCGGCUCAGGCGGCGGCGGCGCAGCCUCAUGCUGAUGCAGCGCAUGUUUGAGGCGACCAAGCCGUACCAGCCUGAUCACUCGCAGCCGACCAGCCCAACCUACAUGACAUCGCCCACAUCAAUGACGUUCCAGCGGAUCCCGACGCCAGACGAAACAGCACAGCGGCCAAGCACAAUGGGGUCAAUGACGAUGGCGAUGCGGCGCAACAAGUCACGGGCCUCUGUGCCAAUUCCGCUGAAGCUGCUGCUGCCCGGAUCGGCUGGCGUCGGGCGGCCAAUGUCGUGCAAGGUCCGGGCAAUGGCAACUCCGCCCGCCUCCCCUACGCCAUCGCGCGCAUCGAUAAACCCGCGCUUCUCUGAUGCCCACGUUGAGUACGUUGGCAAGGAUUGUGUUAUCCACAACGGCGCCCAGGCCAUUGACAUUGCUGCAGAGUUCGCCACACAGCGGGCUGCGCCGAGACUUGUUCAGUUCCCGCCAUUGUCUCUGCACAUGUCGCAGCCAUGAACACAAAUUGGUCUGUUGUUAUCUGUAAUACGGCGGACAAAACCGUCUGCCAUGUCUUAUUUCCUCCUUUGUUAAAAAUAAACUUGUUUUUAUAUUU